Meloidogyne enterolobii is the source of this 1660-nucleotide messenger RNA. Lineage: Eukaryota; Metazoa; Nematoda; Chromadorea; Rhabditida; Meloidogynidae. The record is from the annotation of a GenBank genome assembly.
UUUAUUUUUUUUAUAAAAUUGCAAUGAUUUUUUUAAAAUUUUCCUAGUCUUAUUUAAAUAAAAUUGUUUGGAUAAAGUCAAUUUUCUAAUCAAAAUACCCAAUAAAUUUGAGAAAAAUAAAAACGCUUGACUUUAUCCAACAAAAAAUAUGCUUGUAUUACAACUCGCAAAGGCUGGAUACACUAAUUCUACAGGCGUUGAAUUAAACAGUUUAUUGGUUUUGUAUUCGCGUUGGAAAAGUUUUCGAGAAGGCACCAAAAAAGUGAAGUUUGUAAAAGCUGAUAUCUUCAAAACUUGUUUGGAAGAUUAUGACGUUGUUGUGCUGUUUGGAACUGAAACUAUUGUUCCCCAAGUUAGACCAAAAUUGCUGGAAAUGAAAGAUGGAGCAGGGCUGAUUUUAUGCCGUUUUCCCUUACAAUCUGAAGAAGAAUGUUGGAAAAUGAUUUCAACAGAAGGGAAAGGAAUCGAUCAAACAUGGCUUUAUAUUCGGAAAAAAUAUUUGUUAAAUUAACUGAUAAAGUUGUUACUUUUACAUAGAUUUUCUCAAAUAUCUUCGGAUAUUUCUUCAUUUCCCUAAUAGCGCAACAAUAAAUUUUCACCUUUUCUCAUUUUUCUAUUGUGUUUAUUCUCCUUUACAUAUUUUCUUUUCUAUUUUUUUUCUAUUUUUUAGACCCUUCCAUAAAUAAAAGAUUUUUCUCCAUCCAUUUCUCAACAUUCAUCUUGCCCUUUUCCUUCUACAAAUCAACUUCAUUUUUCGCCUUUUUCUAGCAUUGCUAUACACAAUCAAUAUUAUAUAGCUUCUCUGGUCGUCGUGUCAGUAAGGUUUUAUGUAUACAUUGCUAGUCAGCCCAUUUAUUCUGUCUUGUCUUUCGUCACAAGGCAACCAACAUAAAAACUCAAUGUGUAUUGACUAACCUGACAAAAUGGUACAUGACAAAAUGGUGAUAUUAACAAAAUGGUACUGGGACAAGACGGUUCCUUCCAACCCGGGUUCCUUAAAUGCCAUUCUGUCUCAUUACCAUUUUGCCCAAGUACCAUUUUGUCUAAAACCAUUUUGGACAUAAAUGUAGCAAUGUGUGUAUUAUUUACAUUCUUCUUCCUCUUCUCCAUCGGGUUUUCAUUUUUGCCUGCCUUCCUUCUCUCCACUUCUUUUUAGUUGUGUAAAAUAGCCUUCCUUCCCUACAAACUAACAUUUUCUUUUGCUUUCCACAUUUAAACAAAUAUAAGUAUUUUCACAAUUGUAUACAAUCCUCCCCAAAUAUAUUCCCUCUUUUUUCCCCCUCAACUUUCAUCUUCUUCAUUCCUUCCCCAUCUUUUCAAAAAAUACUUUCAUCGUCUCCCCACACAUUCACAUUCAUUUUUACCCAACCAAUCUGCUCAGGAAUAAAAAUAAAAUAUACACACACAUUCAUUCACCAUCUUCUCCUCUUAAAACGCUACAAAAACACUAUUUUUAUAUUUCUUUUAUUUCUCCCCCACACAAUUCUACAUUAUUCCCCCCAUUUUUUUCAUUUUCUCAACAACACAAUUUCUUCGAGAUUUGUAGUUUUUCCCUUCUCCUCGCAUUCUUUUCUAGUACAUUUUAUACUCUUUUCUCCUCUUUCCUUGAUCCACUUCUCUAUUUUUAUAUGAACUCUAAUAUAAGCCUGUAUAAGUUCUC